AUGGGCUUUCAAAACUGGCAAAACGUGCAGGAAAAGUUGCAAGAAUUGGAAGAGCAACUCCAAUCACGCUUUGUGGAGAGUCGGCAUGAUGAUGACACAACCGGACCUGACGAUCUGAACGAUCUGAGCGAAGCACCUGAUGAAGGACAGACUCCAGAUGCUGCGCGUGGUCGGGUCAGACGCCAGCUGCCUGCUGUGCAGAAACCUCCAGCAUUGCCAUCCUUACCUCAGCAAUUGAAUUGGCCGUUCACACCAUCGCCACUCCAAUGUGGUGCUGAAUAUCGUGCUGCCCUGGCUAUGGGAGGUCGCCAGAAGUGGAGUCCAGGAGCCCAAACUCAAUGGCCGACAGAGCCCACCACGCUGGAAUCGCUUGAACCGGUCGAUCGGUGGGAACCUCCAGUGACGGUACCGCUCCGUGGGGGGCUGAUGGCAUCUCCAGCAACACCGCGACAAAGAGAAUGGGCUUUGCUGAGCGGCGGAGCAUGCACAGCACAGACGAAUGAUCAAGCCUUUGAGUGUUUACAGCUCGUGGCGGACGUGGAUGGGGCCCUGCGCAGCAUGGAACACUGGGUGGCCGCAGCCCGAGACGGGGCCUCGCCAACUGAGGCAACAUACAGUGCCAAACAGUCCGCUUCAAGUACAUCUGAUCAUCCUUCCGAUGAACUGAAGUCCUUGGCGUUUUUGGCAUGGCAACGUGCAGCCCCGGGGCCACAUGACAGGCUGAGUUUGAGCGGGGGAUCAGCACUUUUGCGCAGAGUGCUCUCGCGUUGCUGGAAUGUUCGACAGCAAGCGGUUUUUAGCCUCUGGAGAUGUGUCGUGGCAUCCCAACAGGCAAUCCGGAGCUCCCAGGAGCAACUCGCAGCCUUCGAAGCCACGGCUGGGCGUACGUGCGUGCGCUACGCGGUUCUGGCCAAUGCGGGUCUGGCUUGCGCGUCCAUUUGUCAGGGUCGAUUGCUGCGCCUUUGGUUCUGGAAAGCUUGGCGUCUUAGCCUCGCGUCAAAUCGAAGGGAAAGGGGAGGAAGAGAAGCCGUCAGAGAAGCCAUCAGCCGCGUGCUGAAUCUUUGUGAACAAGACGGCUAUCGGUUGAAGGCCUUUCAAGCCUGGGCCAGGAGUGUGGCUACAGCACACUGCUUCCAAGAAAUGCGACAGCAUCAAGAUGUCUUGGGCCGCUACCAGCGCCUGACAUUGGCUACAGAGACAGUCACCGCGGCAUUGGAAGAUGAGAAGAAUGCUUUGUGGUGUACUCUGAUUCUAAAGACCUGGCACGCUAAGCUAAAAAGCUGCGAUGCUGGGGCCGAAUGGCUACACCAGCAAGAGCUCCAACAGGUGCACCGUGAGUUGCACGCGGAACGACAGCUGCGACGGAGAUUACAAGAAGAAGUGGAGCAGCUCAAGGCGAGCAAUGGAGUAGCGCCAGCUUCCGCAGAGUCUCGACAGGAAAUCAAUGAGACGCGCAGAUCGAAGCUUCGUGAAGAAGAAGCGCGUUUGCUGAGUCAAGACUUUCAUCAACUGCAGCUCCAAAGAGAUGAGCUGAAGAAGCAAAGAGAAUUCAACGAGACCAGGAGGAGGAUUGAAGCCGUCUCAUCCUCUAAGAAUGCUACUGCAAGCGCCGAAGGCAAUGCUCCACAAACAGAGGAAGAUGACCAGCCACCCGAGCCAGAGACGCCAGCUCCACACGAGCCACCGACGCCAGAGGAUGGGCUGAAGUAUCAAAGCGACAAACUCAGAUCCAUGAAGUUGAAUGAGCUUACCUUGGACCUGCUGUCUGUGAAGGCUCAACUGGAUGAAGACACAGCGAAAAACAGUCAACGCUGGAUUUUGCAUGUGGAAAUUCUGGACAAGCUACUGCAAAGGAGGUCUUGGUAUUUCUGUGGAGUUGUGAGUUUGAUCUUGCGAUCCUGGUCAAAACGGGCCAAGUUCAUGUGUACAGGGCCGUUUCCCUGGCAACUGCGGAGAUUGCGGAUCAGCUUUGGAGCUUGGCGGAGGAUGCAUGAUCAGAAUCGAGUUCAACAGCUCGCAGUGAGAGCGUUUUCACAUCGCAGCCGGCAGAGACUUGCCAGAAAUGCAUUCUUGACCUGGUGCAGAGCUGUUGAUGAUCCACUUCUACGGGUUGAUACAAGUCUUGCGGCAUUGACACAAGACAAUGGGGCCAGGAAAUCCGAAGCCGUGCAAACAGACAGACUUCAAUCGAGGGAGCAGAUUGUGCAAACUCAUGAAAGCCCUCCUUCCCGAAAGGCUUUGAAGACAGCUGUUGUCCAGACAGAUGUCCAGACAGAUCCGGUACAUGAUCGUGGGCCUUCAUACUCUGGUGCUGAAAUGCAAGAUGCACAAAUGCUUGCAGUUGCUGAAUCUGAGCAUAGUGCUUGCAGUGUUGCAAAGGUUGUCCAAACAGACAUGGUCUCAGCUGUCUCCGCGGGAAAAUUGCCUCGUGUCAGCGCUGUCAAGGUCAUUCAAACAGAGGCCUUUGAUCUCACAGAUUUGGAAGACCUGCCGCUUACUGACGUGAAACUUGUCCAAACUGAUACAGCAUGUGCACGGAGAUUGCCAGUCUCCACGGAUGCAAAAGUUGUACAAACGGAGGCAGAGGCUGAUGAGGAACAGCGUCGUUCAACUGACGUGAAGGUUGUGCAAACUGAGACAGUAUCUUCUGGACGGCUGCGGUUCCCUUCAGACGCAAAGCUUGUGCAGACAGAGUUGUUCACUGAUUCUGAGCAUAGUGCUUGCACUGUUGCAAAGGUUGUCCAAACAGACAUGGUCUCAGCUGUCUCCGCGGGAAAAUUGCCUCGUGUCAGCGAUGUCAAGGUCAUUCAAACAGAGGCCUUUGAUCUCACAGAUUUGGAAGGCCUGCCGCUUACUGACGUGAAACUUGUCCAAACUGAUACAGCAUGUGCACGGAGAUUGCCAGUCUCCACGGAUGCAAAAGUUGUACAAACGGAGGCAGAGGCUGAUGAGGAACAGCGUCGUUCAACUGACGUGAAGGUUGUGCAAACUGAGACAGUAUCUUCUGGACGGCUGCGGUUGUCUUCAGACGCAAAGCUUGUGCAGACAGAGUUGUUCACUGAUUCUGAGCAUAGUGCUUGCACUGUUGCAAAGGUUGUCCAAACAGACAUGGUCUCAGCUGUCUCCGCGGGAAAAUUGCCUCGUGUCAGCGAUGUCAAGGUCAUUCAAACAGAGGCCUUUGAUCUCACAGAUUUGGAAGGCCUGCCGCUUACUGACGUGAAACUUGUCCAAACUGAUACAGCAUGUGCACGGAGAUUGCCAGUCUCCACGGAUGCAAAAGUUGUACAAACGGAGGCAGAGGCUGAUGAGGAACAGCGUCGUUCAACUGACGUGAAGGUUGUGCAAACUGAGACAGUAUCUUCUGGACGGCUGCGGUUGUCUUCAGACGCAAAGCUUGUGCAGACAGAGUUGUUCACUGAUUCUGAGCAUAGUGCUUGCACUGUUGCAAAGGUUGUCCAAACAGACAUGGUCUCAGCUGUCUCCGCGGGAAAAUUGCCUCGUGUCAGCGCUGUCAAGGUCAUUCAAACAGAGGCCUUUGAUCUCACAGAUUUGGAAGGCCUGCCGCUUACUGACGUGAAACUUGUCCAAACUGAUACAGCAUGUGCACGGAGAUUGCCAGUCUCCACGGAUGCAAAAGUUGUACAAACGGAGGCAGAGGCUGAUGAGGAACAGCGUCGUUCAACUGGUGUGAAGACCACCCAAACUGCUUCAUUUUUUGCACAGAGAUCGCCAGUUUCAACAGGUGCAAGGGUUGAACACGUGUCGGGGGUGGCUGAUAUGGAACAGAGUUCUUCAACUGAUGCAAAGGCUCCGCAAACUGCUACAUUUUUUGCACAAAGAUCGCCAGUCUCAACAGAUGCAAAAGUUGUACAAGCGGAGGCAGUGGCUGAUAUGGAGCAGAGUUCUUCAACUGAUGUGAAGGUUGCGCAAACUGGUUCAUAUUCUGUACCGAGGUCGCCAGUCUCCAUGGCCGCCAGGGUUGUCCAAACAGAGGUGGCUGAUUUGGAGGAAUGUCCGUCAACUGACGGGAAGCUUGUGCAUGCGCAGUUUGUGGUGCAAUCUGAGCAGCAUCCGAUGGUUUCGGCAGCUGUCGCCCCAUGCCCUGCUGAAUCGGCGGUGGAUACACUGGUCGCACCGGAGACCCGGAGGGAUGGAACCGCAUCAAGGCCACCAUUGCGAUCUGGUGGCGCUGAGUUGGAAUUGGUCUCCACCUCCGAGAUGAAGUUUGUGCAAUGCUUGGCCGGAAAGGUUGAGGCUGCCCGUCAGAAGCAGGCACGUCAAGCACCAAGCCAGAGGCCAGCGGCAUCGCCAUGGUAUGCCAUCGACUUAGAGGCACAGGUCGUGCGACCUUUGGCGAAGCCGGCGCCAGCGAAGCCUCCCAGGGUGCCUCAGGCGGGCGGUGGAUCCGCUCGGCUGCAUGCCAAGCUCAUGAGGCAGGCGGAGGCGGCGCGCUCCCGCGUGGCGCAGAGCGACAUCACCCUGCGGCAGCUGAAGGAUGCGGCGGAGCCCCGUCGCAGCCCCUCGAAACCCGCAUCCCCCCGGCGCUGUCCGUGGCAUGGCUCGGGGGCAGCCGCGGUGUCGGGUGCCUUUGGCGAGGGUACUCCUGAAGACCUUGUCAAUCGGCGCCGAGCAGAGGAGCAAAAGCUCCGCCUUCAGUUAGACCAACUCACUCAGCAGGCAAAUCAACGGAUAGAAAAGAGCAAUGAGGAGAUUCUGAAACUGAACGCCCAGUUGAAAGAAAUGAUGGAAAAUGAGGAUCCCGACCUGGAAGAAGAACGGCAAGACAUUUUGGCCAUGUUGCAGGAACGGAGGUGUCAUGCAGAGGAGUUGCAAAAACGAUCAGAGGGCACCAACGCGCAGUUGCGAAACUUGCGGGACGAGGUCCAGAUACUCAAAGAAGAGAAGGAAGCAUUGUUCUUGGAAGUACAGGAGAUCUACAGCAGACAAAAAGCUCGCCCGGUCACACGCUGA
Molecule: messenger RNA, 4971 nt
Organism: Cladocopium goreaui
Lineage: Eukaryota; Dinophyceae; Suessiales; Symbiodiniaceae
Source: the annotation of a GenBank genome assembly